GAGAAAAAUUCGAAGAUUCUAAGUACAAAAAGUGCAAGCAAAGGGAACAGACCUAAGAAUAAGUGUGUUCAGAUACGGAGAUUCUAAUACAUAUCGCAGUGUGUUUACUGGUGUCUAGUAGACACUGUCUACUAACCUUUUUGAUCAUGUGAUGUACAUGUAUUCAUACUUGAAUGAUGCUGGCCACUAAAUCGAAAUUGCGGAUAUUAGCGCUUCACGGAUAUAUGCAAUCAGACGUGAUCUUUAGUGCUAAAUUAGGAUCGUUGAGAAAAGGAUUUAAAAAAGAAAUAGAGUUCACGUUUAUAAGAGCACCACAUAAAGUUCCACCCCAAAAUAAAACUGGUCAAGAGGAUACAGAUGAAAAUGGAUACGGAUGGUGGUUUAAUACAGAGGAUCAUGUGUUUAAAGCUGUAGUGCCUAGUAACUUGUGUGUAGGAUUCAAUGAUAGUGUAACUGUGAUCGAGAAAGUGUUCUCAGAACAAGGUCCUUUCGAUGGAAUAUUGGGUUUCUCACAGGGAGCAGCUUUUGUCAGUAUACUAUGUGCUAUGAAGAAGAAGAAAAUAUUACAAAUCGAGUUUGACUUUGUUAUUGUGAUAUCUGGAUUUAAGUCACUGUGUGUACCUCACGCAAAAUAUUAUGAUGAAGAAAUCGAUAUGCCUUCCUUGCAUAUUUAUGGAGAGAACGAUCAAGUUAUUCCAACAGUAAUGGCAGAGCAAAUUAGUUGUCUAUUCUCAAAUAAGAAAGAGAUACGACACGAAGGUGGACAUUACGUGCCGAGUAAAAAAGAUAUUUAUAGGGAUUUUGUAAUGGAAAUGCUUAGCAAAUAUAAGAACUUAAGUAGUUAACAAUGGUCUUAUUUUAUUAUUAAAUUUUAUUUACCCGGUUUAGCAUGCAAUUCUAUUCGAAAACAAUUGCUUGUGUACAUGAAUAAUAGAUAAAUACAGGGCGAAUCAGUCGUUGAACUAGCUUUUUACUCUAUAAGAAAAUAAUUGACUGCACAUGUUAUAAUUCAAUUAGAUAUGAAGUCGAUAAUUUUAUCAUAGGAUAAAAAGUUCGUUCAACAACUCUGAUUCACUUUGUAUAUGCUAAAGGAUUUUCAAAAAUAUUAAAUAAAGAUAUGUAAUCAUGUACAAUAUAUUUUUGUUCACUAUCACGUAGCAUGACAUUACUUGUGUAUUGUUACAAGUCUUAUCGUAGCGUAUAGUUAAAAUGGUGUUGCCAUUAGUUAUAAAACUGUAUAAGUUAGACAAUAAUUAAUAGGAUACAAUAUUAUAGAACUAAAGAUCAUUAAUUAGAGCAUAUAUUUUACAUUUAUAAUUGUGUACUAUAUCAGAUCAGAUCCAGUCUGUCUUAUAUGACAAUACGCUGUAACUACCAAAUUUGUAAUUUAGACAUUACUAGAGUCAUACAUGUUAAAUAAAAAAAUUUAAUGCUUCUUUUACAAAACAUUGCAUUUGAUUUUCCUUGUGGUGUAAGAAAUACGUAUACAGAAUAAGUGAAAGUGUGGAGAGAGAGAGAGA
Trachymyrmex cornetzi is the source of this 1520-nucleotide messenger RNA. Its product is annotated as esterase OVCA2. Gene Ontology annotation, molecular function: hydrolase activity. The record is from RefSeq and is a predicted model, not a curated record. Lineage: Eukaryota; Metazoa; Arthropoda; Insecta; Hymenoptera; Formicidae. Gene Ontology annotation, biological process: response to retinoic acid. Gene Ontology annotation, cellular component: cytoplasm; nucleus. The coding region runs from base 174 to 845 and encodes 223 amino acids. The transcript has 5 exons.